Aspergillus ochraceoroseus IBT 24754 is the source of this 831-nucleotide messenger RNA. RefSeq lists its product as uncharacterized. The transcript has a single exon. The record is from RefSeq and is a predicted model, not a curated record. Lineage: Eukaryota; Fungi; Ascomycota; Eurotiomycetes; Eurotiales; Aspergillaceae. The annotation marks the transcript as partial.
AUAUUACGAACGGGGUUUCCAACGAUGUCAUUCACUUCUCCAAGAAGCAAACGGGGAUCAUCGGAUGAUUCAAAUGGCUACAGUCCACCUGCCUCUCCGGCAUCCACUCCGUCUAUCGUUAGCCUCCGAGAGCGGGAAGAUCUGGGGAGGUAUAGUCCUCGUGCGGUAGUCGCUGGUCGCCUAGGGGAACUGGCGAUACGGGGAGACUACCCAACAACCCACUCAAUUUCUAGUUGCAGCUUCGAACAGACCUCGGCCCCCCUGUCUGCGCAGACAAUUUCCCCUCCUAGUUUUUCAUCUGAUCGCGAUGGCUUUUAUGACAUGCCCGACUUGCAACCUUCAACCGCAAUAGAAAGCCAGUUUAACACGACAGAGGGCGAAGCGCUUCCUGGCCCUGUCACUGGCAUUUCCCCACGACAUCGAAACAUAAAAUCACCCUCAAAAUCUCCGAAGAAACCGUCUUCGAGUCCUCGCAAGAAACGAAUCGCACCGGUUCCCAUAAAAAUGCGCAGUGCAAGGAGAUCGCCGCCUCCCCCCCGGAUCGAAGCUGAGAACCCAUUUACCUGGAAUGACUCCGAGAUAACCGGCCAUAACCCGACGGAUCCAACAGAUGAUGGGUAUGGCAUCAAUGGGAUUGGGUUUAAGCCAACUGCGGCCAUUGCUUGGGCUAGGUCCCAGAAGAGGCAAAAACAGGUCGCUGAAUGGAAAAAUCGCGAGGCAAGAGAGGCGCGAGAACGACGCAGAGAACGACGAGAUGGUAAUCAUGAAUUUGAUAAGAUACGAACUAUCCAGCAAGGCGCCAUUCAUAAGAGGGUCAAAUUUGACGUCUAA